CGCAUGAGUCUCCUUUAACAAACUACAUGGCAAACGAAACAUCUCGCGAUGCUACAUGGCGUGAAUACCGCGAUAACACCUCUGAGUUGCAAAUCGGUAGCCCAUUGGUUUGAGGACGCUGUUGUAAGAUGGCGCCCAACGGAAUAUGAAUGUAGAGAUUUUCACCACAAUUGGGUGAUCACAGUCUACAGAUAUGAAUAAUUCCAUGGACGGCUCCAGCUCCUAUGAAGAGCUUGUGAGACAGAAAGCUCGAAGCAUCCCUCAGCAUCGCAUGAAGGAGUUUCUGGAGUCCUUGGCCAGCAAAGGUCCUGAUGCCCUGCAGGAAUUCAGCCAACAAAGUGGAGACACUACAACCACCACUACGACCAUGGUCUACCAACAAGAGGCAAACUGCAUCUAUACAGACAGCACAGAAGUGGCUGGGUCACUGUUGGAACUGGCAUGCCCGGUUCAGGUCCAGGUCCAACCGCAGCAGCAGAUGCAGGAGUCCACAUCUCAGCAGCAGUCUGUCCAACAGAAUGCAGAGCAGCAGAUUGUCCAGUUUUAUACUUAUCCUCAGGUGCAGAUUCAAGGACAGCAGCAAGGUCAGAUGCUUGGUCAGGUUCUCCAGGUGCCUGCUGGCUCCCAUCAGCAGCUGCAAGGUGUAACCACUGCACAGCUGAUUCAGCCUGGGGACCUAACAGAGGAACAGCAACAACAGCUGCAAGCCCAGCUUGUGGCCGCUGUGGCAGGUGGACAACAGAUCCAGAUCCAGACCGUUGGUGCCCUCUCACCCACUCAGCAGCAGGACAGUGCAGAGAGAAGGGUUAUGGGGACCACAGUUGCCACAUCCCAAGCAGCAGGGGUCCUGCAGCCAGCCAAAAAGCGUAAGGUGGACAUGCCCAUCACAGUGUCCUAUGCCCUGCCAGGUCAGCAGGUAGCCACAGUCCUGGCUAUCCCCCAGGGUCAGGGGCAGCAGCAAAGUUAUGUUUCCCUGCGGCCAGACCUGCUAACUGUAGACAGUUCCCACCUUUACAGUGCCACUGGGACUAUAACAAGUCCCACAGGUGAGACCUGGACCAUUCCUGUUUACUCUGCUCCUGCUGGAUCUGGAGGCCGUGAGCAGGUCACACAUAUUGCCAUCCCCCAGGAGGCUUAUGGGACGGUGCAGGUGGCAGGGACAAACACUACAACAAUGACCACAAUGCCAACACAAGUAACAGUCGAAAGUGACAAGUUAAAAAGCCCGUCUAGUCAGAGUCAAACUGUGCAGGCGGUUUCCAGCAUAACAAGCUCUGCAGGGAUGAGCACCCAAGAAGAAGUGGUGCACACCCUAGCUGCAAACACACUUUUCCCUGCCCAGCUGAUGAAUGGAAACAUCCACAUUCCCGUAGCAGUACAAGGCUACUCCAACGCCACACAGUCUAUCAUCUGGGACCCACAGCAGCAGGUGUUGCACACACAGGGGCUGCCUGGGCAGGAUGGACAGCAGCUACAGGGUCAGACCGUCGUAGCAGAAGUAGACAUCCAAGGUCAGCAGCAGGUGCAGGUACAGGAGCUACUGCUGCCCGCCACACUGAAACCAGAGGAGGGGCUGGACGUGUGGCGACUCUGGGCUCAGCGGAAAAACGCUGAGCUAGACAAAUCGGACCAGAACAAACUUGCUCCAAUAGGCCGACGACAGGCUCUUCGUUUCCAGGAGGACCUAGUGUCAUGCGCGGUUGCUGAGCUCUGCAUGGGCCUGUCUUUGAUGACAACUGAGGCUCGGGGGCUUGAAGAAGAAUCUUAUGAGGCGGAUGUUCUGUACUACGUAUUUCUAUGCAUACAAAAAUAUCUAUUUGAUAACGGUCGAGUUGACGACAUCUUCUCUGAUCAGUACUAUACUCGUUUCGCCCAGAGUCUUCAUCAGAUUUUGGAACCUUGGAGGCCGUCUGUCCAUCCGCUAGGUUAUGUUAUUCCCAGUCAUGUAACAGAGGAGAUGCUGUGGGAAUGUAAACAGCUGGGAGCUCAUUCCCCAUCAACACUGCUCACAACGCUUAUGUUCUUCAAUACAAAGCAUUUCCAUCUAAAAACAGUGGAGCAGCAUCUAAAACUGGCCUUCUCGAAGGUGCUGAGACACACCAGGAAAAGUCCCAACAAUCCCAAAGACAAGAGCACCAGCAUACGGUACCUGAAGUCAGCAGAGAGGUUCAUCGGACAAAAAGUGACAGAUGACAUGUACUCGGAACAGCUGGAGGACCCUGAGAACCCGCUACGCUGCCCUAUUAAGCUCUACGAUUUCUACCUCUUCAAAUGUCCUCAGAGUGCUAAAGGUCGCAAUGACACCUUCUACCUGACUCCUGAGCCCGUGGUGGCUCCAAACAGCCCCAUUUGGUAUUCAACACAACCGAUUCCCAGAGAGCACCUGGAGCAGAUGCUCACCCGAAUUCUUGCUGUCCGUGAAAUCCAGGAAGCCCUUAACAUGUCGGAGAGCGUCCACUAGUUGGACCGGUGGAGAUGUAAAAACAAAAAAGAACUUCUGUUUUUUAUCACCCAGCCUUUGAAAGCUCAUUAUAACUAGUUUGCUCUUCUUACUCCCACUUCUGUUUUCUUUUUGGGGGUGGCAUGUAUCUGUUUAUAUUAUGUGCCAGCCUAGCUUGGACACAAACUGUAUAUAAACAUAAAAUCAUUACAGAGGAGGAUCUGUCUCAUUGAGGCAGUUGCCUGUUUUUUUGUCUUUUUUUUUUUUUGGCCAAAGGAUUUAAAGUCUAAUCUUUAUUUUUAGUGGACCUAAAUUUAAUUUAAAUGUUAUUCCAACUGUUGGUUCACCCGACCGAUAGUCUGGUAUAAAUGUUAAUUUUCUUGUUUUAAUCUGUAAUAUAUUUCCAAUUGUCACCAUGGUUGGCUUACACUUUGCUGCUUUUCUUUUUUUUUAUUCAUUGUCUGCCUUGGUCACACAGUCUCACGGCGAAAACUUCAGUGGUAUUAGAGAACUGUAUUAGAAAGAUGAUGCUAGAUAUAAAAAAAAAGUCAUGUAAAUCCUUUCUGAUGGUACAUUUCUGGAUUGAGUCAACUGCUCAUUCGGAUAUGGUGAGCUUUUGAGAUUGCUUAAGUGCACCCUCUGCUGGAGCUCGCCUGUAUUGAAUCUUGUUAGAAAAUAAGUCCUUCCAUCUUCUCCCACUUUUCCGUCAGGUUUGCAGUUGGGUCAGUGCCUAUGCCCAUCAGUUUAUAGGCGUAAGGCGUGGUACACCCUGUACAGGUCACCAGUCUGUCGCAGGGCAAUGUAGAGACAUGCACCCAUUCACUCAUACUCACACCUGAGGCCAAUUAACUUAACAGUCAUGUUUUUUGGACUGUGGGAGGAAGCCAGAGAACCCACGCAUGCACGGGGAGAAGAUGCAAACUCCAUGCAGAAAGACCCUGGACGGGGAAUCGAACCCAAAACCUUGCUGCAAGGCAACAGUGCUACAAAGUGCACCACCUUGCAGCCCGGAAAUAAAUCCAGCAUGGAUUUUAUUGCUACUUUCUGGCCCCACCUAAUAGCACUUGCCACAGGGUGAAGGUGUGGCAAAGGAAGCGCUGUGGACGCAAACUUUAUCUUUAAAGGACAUCGAGGAUUAUAGACGGAUCCAACGCUUCAUGUCGACUCUACUCUGAAUGAUUAAAGACUUAGACUGGGUUUUCCCUGUAUGUUCUAUAUUGUAUAAUACCAGUAGUUUCUCCAUGAACUGUAAUGAGUUUCAGUCCUUUAAGGAGAAUGGCAGUGCCUGUGUUUUUCAAACAUGACCUUUUUUGUACAGCCACUACAAAAUGUGUCUGUCUUUGCUGCAAACUGAAACCCGAUUGAUGGGCUUGAUAGUUUUAAUAUGAAAGGAAUAAAAUGGGAAAUUUUAUUGCAA
This is a messenger RNA of Cyprinodon tularosa, 3857 nucleotides long. RefSeq names its product glutamine-rich protein 1-like. NCBI's taxonomy places the organism in Eukaryota, Metazoa, Chordata, Actinopteri, Cyprinodontiformes, Cyprinodontidae. The transcript is spliced from 12 exons. Bases 194 to 2461 code for a protein of 755 amino acids. The record is from RefSeq and is a predicted model, not a curated record.